CCUCACUUCACCUUUACUUCAUCUUCUCCAAAUUCCAGCCUCCGCAUAAAUCCUUCUUUUUUCAAAAUGAAUCCAAAUAUAAUGCUUCUAUUAUUCCUCCACCCCCUUUUUUCUCUGUUGAUUAUAGUUCUAGCAACCAACUAUAAUCCACAGAGUUGCGAGCCCAAGAGCUGCGGCAAUCUCACCAAAGUCUCCUAUCCUUUCUGGAUCCGUGACCAGCAGCCAGACUACUGCGGCUUCCCUGCUUUCGAGCUCCGCUGCGACGAGAAGAAGAACGCCUCAAUUCAAGUGGCACAAGAAAGUUACAUCGUCCUCAACAUCUCCUAUGAAAACCAAACUCUUAUACUUGCUCGCCCGAGUAUCGCCGGCCGCAAAGUCUGCUUUGCUCCUCAAAGCAACCUCUCCCUUUACCUUUCAUCCUUAAAAGUUAGCUCAGUCAACCACGAGCUUAUUUUUGCCCACAACUGCACGGUGUAUCCGUCUGGAUAUAAGAGGAUAGCUUGUCAUGGCCGUAACGAAAGCCUUAUUUUUCUGGGGGGAGCCUAUGGGACGCCGAAUGAUGACGGUGUCUUCGGCUCAUGUCACACGGCGGUGAGACCAGUGUUGAGUUUUCCAGGAGCUAAUGUUGAAGACUAUGGUAAGCUUCUGGCGUCUGGAUUUCUUCUCGAUUGGUCUGCGCCAGAUUGCUCGGAGUGCAGGGCGAGCCAUGGGCAGUGUGGUUAUAACAUUCAUACCCAGAAAUUUAUGUGUAUUUGCUCUGGUCGAUUACGUUGGAGGAGUUGCUCUAACAAUCAUCUGAAGGAAUUUCUUAUAAUAGGUUUUAGCACAGCAGCUGGAUUGAGCUUGGCCAUACUGUGCUUCCUUUUCUAUGUCCUGCAUAUAUGCAGGAAGAGAAGGCAGUCUUGCUCAAGUCUCCUCAAAAGAAUUACUUCUUUUCAGCCAUCUUCUAAAGCAGACUCUGAGCUCUGUUUCUCUAUCCAGUCUCCCAUCUUUACCUAUGAGGAGCUCUAUGAAGCCACAAAUGGCUUUGAUGCCUCUGGCGAACUUGGUGAUGGCAGCUUCGGUGCAGUCUACAAAGGAAAGCUGCAGGAUGGACGAGUGGUGGCAGUGAAGCGUCUGUAUGAGAACAAAUACGGCCACCUCAAGCAUUUCAUGAACGAGGUUAAAAUCCUAUCACUCCUUCAGCACCAAAAUCUUGUCAGCCUCUACGGCUGCACCGACCACCUCCAUGGCCGGCUGGCAUUCCAAUCUUUUCUGCCGUGGAAAGCGAGAUUGAACAUUGCUAUCGAAACGGCUGAAGCCCUCAACUAUCUUCACUCCAUUGAGCCGCAGAUCAUUCACCGUGACAUCAAAACCAGCAACAUUCUCCUCGACAACAGCUUCCAUGUCAAGGUUGCGGAUUUUGGCCUCUCGAGGUUCUUCCCGAGCAACGCCACACAUGUCUCCACCGCCCCGCAGGGAACACCAGGCUACAUCGAUCCCGAGUACUACCAAUGUUGUCAGCUGACGGACAAGAGCGAUGUUUAUAGUUUUGGAGUAGUAUUGAUGGAGCUUGUUUCCUCAAAGCCUGCUGUUGACUUCACCCAACUGAGGCAUGAGUUCUCUCUGGCUGACAUGGCGAUUAACAAGAUCCAAAGGCAGGAAUUAGAGGAGAUUGUGGAUUUGAGAUUGGGGUAUCAGUCAGAUCGCAGCAUAAAUAGGAUGAUUGCCCAGGUGGCGGAGCUGGCGUUUCAGUGCUUGCAGUCUGAUGGAGAGUUGAGGCCUUCCAUUAAUGAGGUGCUUGAGAUUUUGAGAGAAAUUAAAAACAGUGGCUACAAUGAUACUUCAUUGGUGGAUGAUAGGCUGUUAAAAGGCGCUCCUCCCUGCUCUCCAAAUUCUGUUACAGAAGUGUGGAUGAGCAGGGUGACAACGCCAAAUACCAGUGUGUGAGACCUAUGUAAUCAUUCAGAAAAUAAUGUCCUUUUUAGUAUGUUUAGGAGAAAUAACACUUUUACUUGGGAUAUGUAAAUGGGGAAAAUUAACAUUGGAUACCUCGAGUUAGAUUAAGGGCCCGUUUGGGACAACUUAUAAAUACGGGCGGCAUUUUGGCGUUUUCAAAAUGCCACGCGGUUGAGUUUUUACACUAAACACAGAUCGCGCCCCGCAGGACACCCGCGGGCCGCGUUUCAGGAUAAGUUGUUUAUCUGAAUAACACAAGCUGCCCUAAACGCAUCAUAAGAUAUGGAAUAUUCACUAAAUAGAGCCUUACUUUUGGCAGCUUGACUAAUUUUGUGUCCUUGUGUAUG
This is a messenger RNA of Phalaenopsis equestris, 2285 nucleotides long. Its product is annotated as LEAF RUST 10 DISEASE-RESISTANCE LOCUS RECEPTOR-LIKE PROTEIN KINASE-like 1.2. The record is from RefSeq and is a predicted model, not a curated record. Gene Ontology annotation, biological process: protein phosphorylation. Gene Ontology annotation, molecular function: ATP binding; polysaccharide binding; protein kinase activity. Lineage: Eukaryota; Viridiplantae; Streptophyta; Magnoliopsida; Asparagales; Orchidaceae.